Messenger RNA from Oncorhynchus nerka (sockeye salmon), 1258 nucleotides. Its product is annotated as tumor necrosis factor ligand superfamily member 6-like. Gene Ontology annotation, cellular component: membrane. The transcript is spliced from 3 exons. Gene Ontology annotation, biological process: positive regulation of canonical NF-kappaB signal transduction; immune response; extrinsic apoptotic signaling pathway via death domain receptors. Gene Ontology annotation, molecular function: tumor necrosis factor receptor binding. The record is from RefSeq and is a predicted model, not a curated record. The coding region runs from base 103 to 912 and encodes 269 amino acids. NCBI's taxonomy places the organism in Eukaryota, Metazoa, Chordata, Actinopteri, Salmoniformes, Salmonidae.
UCCCCGAGUUUUAUAAGACUGAGAUGCUUAGAUAGAAGCACACAUCUCCUGCACACAGAGGCGACACACACACUCACGCUCCUCUCUCACACACUUUGCACCAUGAGUGGUACACAGGGCUAUCCUUACCCCCAGGUGUUUCUAGUGGACAGUGGUAGAGGUCCACAGCCGUCGGUCCAACCUCCAGGCAUGCUGCCCUGCUGGUCCUUUCCUCCUGCCCAAGAGAGAGUGAUGAAGCGGGGCAGGGGCAGAGGCUGCAGGGGGGUUGGCUCCUGGAGCCUGACUAUGGCUCUGCUGUUUCUGCUGCUGCUGGUGUUUGGGGCAUUGGGACUGGGUACCUACCAGAUAAUCAAACUACAGACUCAACUCAACGGGAUACAACAGGAAAUGAACAUUGAGAUUGAUGGUCGUGGGCCUGAGAAGCUAGUGGGUGACCUUCCAGAGACCGAUCCAAACAGAGGGAAUACAGCCGGCAGACCUGCAGCACAUGUUAUAGGCCGGAUUGAGAAGCAUGUUUCACAGAAUACCUUGCGUUGGGAGCCAAAGGCGGGGCGGGCCUUCACAGAGGGGGGCGUGGUCUAUCGGGAUGGCGGUCUGCAAGUCAACGAGACUGGGCUCUACCACAUCUACUCCCGGGUGCAGUUUGAAGCCAAUCACUGCACCCCUACAGAUGCCUUGGUUCACUCUGUGUUUGUAAGAAGGCCAGGGAAUCGCAAGUCUCUCACCCUAAUGGAGGGGCACAGGGAGGGCUACUGCAACCUAGGCUCUCAUGGGCACGUCUGGACCUCGGGGAGUUACCUGGGAUCCACACUGAAGCUUGAAAAGCAGGACUGGCUGUAUGUGAAUGUCUCCCAUCCAGCCAUGCUCAGCCACGCUCAUCAUGCCAACUUCUUUGGACUCCACAAGAUCUAGAGAACAAGAGGAGAUCUGUUUCAUGUCUAUUUUCUGGCCAAUGACCAUUAUAUUUUGCCAGAACAGUAAUGGCAGUGCAAUGAGCAUUCAUUUAUUUAUUUGUGAUGUUAGAAGUGCAGUGGGUUUCAACUGAUAUUUCAAUCCUAGAACCUUAACACUAAUAUGCUUGUGAGGAAAGUGGUAUUUAGUAUUUAUUCUGAUUUUAAAAAUCUGACACUGAUGAUCCCAGCAGCAGGUCUGAAUGUAUGUUCAUUAGAACGCAGAUAAAUAAUAUGCAUGUUUGGGAUUUAAUAUAAUGUCAACGGGUAUACAACGUUCUAUUGUAAUAAAUAAGUAUUUUAAAGAG